AUGCAUCGACCAAAACCUCAUAUUCGAGUUUAGUAGGAAAAAGACAUUUUGGAUGGAUUCAGUAGAUUAUAAUAAGUUUAACCUUUGAUAUAGAUUAAUCCUACUGUAGAUAAAAUACCAAAUUUGAAGAAAAUACAACUUUUGGAAGACAGAUAUAUAUAAAUAGAAAAAGAUAAUAGAUUGUUAUUAGAGAAAAUUACAAAUAUUAUGAAGAGUGAAACAACUCGUGUGGGAAGAUAAAAAAGAGUAUCAAGUUUUGAAUGUAGAAAGAAAAGUGAAUAAAGAUAAAUUUAAAGAGAAAAUCAAAUGCUGUUAUCAAAAAUAAGUAAUAAGAAAUCAUCUUAUUCCAAAAAUCAUUUUGAUAAAGAAUGGAAUAAAACCAAAUAAUAUUUUAUGAAUCUUGGAGGGUUGCGUAGUUUAAGUUCAAAAUAAAAACAAUUUAAUUAUUCAUUUUACUAUUGA
Molecule: messenger RNA, 462 nt
Organism: Paramecium pentaurelia
Lineage: Eukaryota; Ciliophora; Oligohymenophorea; Peniculida; Parameciidae
Source: the annotation of a GenBank genome assembly